AUGUCGAGGGUAGAGAACCGAAUUUCAUGUCUGAUGAGAACCAGAAUAACAAUACCUGCGGGUGUGAAGUUUUACAUAAGCCUCGAGAGAGGCCUGGACCGUGCCGGACCAUACAAUACGUUCUUUAAAUCUGAUGUUGACUUUUGCAAGGUGAUCAGCUCUUAUAGGAACAACUUGUUCAAACGCUGGACCCAUAGCUUGGAAAAACAUGGACAUAUGCCUACCCAUUGCCCCUGGCCGGUGGAUGAAUAUUAUCUGGGGGAUUGGCAGCUAACAAAGGAUCUCGUUCCGCCCUUUAUGGUCGCUGGCAUUUACAGAAGUAAAGUAAUCACCUACCUUGGAACCUUUGGGUCGGACUCCUAUGAGAAACUGAUCGAGUGCGUGGUUAUUUCUCAAUAUGCAUGA
Messenger RNA from Drosophila serrata, 405 nucleotides. RefSeq lists its product as uncharacterized. The record is from RefSeq and is a predicted model, not a curated record. NCBI's taxonomy places the organism in Eukaryota, Metazoa, Arthropoda, Insecta, Diptera, Drosophilidae.